Sus scrofa (pig) is the source of this 2683-nucleotide messenger RNA. The record is from RefSeq and is a predicted model, not a curated record. Lineage: Eukaryota; Metazoa; Chordata; Mammalia; Artiodactyla; Suidae.
UCGAACCUGCAUCCUCAUGGAAGCUAGUCAGAUUCGUUAACCACUGAGCCAUGAUGGGGACUCCACAAACAUCAGCUAUUCACAUUAGGUACACGCAAUGGGUCCUUCCUUGGGCUCCCCUCCCCUUGUCCUGAGAACUGGUGGCAUCCUUUCAGGACCCAGCCUAGGGAAGGCGAUUAAACCUGUGAUCUGGGGCCCUUGGGAAGGGACUUUCCCACCUCCCUGCAGGGUCUGCCAUGAACCAACAUAAACUCGUCAUCAAGUGGAUUUUGACAGACCCGGGGUCCUGCACUCCUGGGGUCAGCAAGGGCUACAGCUACAGUGAGGGCCAGCCCCCUCCCAUCCCAGGUGGCCUCUACGUUCAGACAGGGGCCAGAAAUUCAUACACAGACUUUCAGUGACAAGCAGGUCCAGGCUGGCCACCGGGCGGGACCAGUGGGCUGGGUGAAGCUCCUUCACCCUGUCCUUCCCUUUUGCUUUCCAUCAGCAUCUGGCACAGAAGGGGAAAUUCUCCAAUGGCAGAUGUGGCAACAUCCUCUUGGCACGAUCCCAGCUAAAUUCCAGUUGGAGUGGGGCAACUAGUUGCUUGGUCUGGGUUUCAUCUGCAAGAGCGGGGAGCCCCUGGGUGUGCCAGGCAUGGGAGGUGGACAGAUAAGCAUGGGUCUACAGUUUGUCCCGGGUCAGAGUCAUUUCUAACAUCUCGAUACUGGACAAAGACUCUGGUGACAAGCAGAGGAAAACAGGGCCCAGGAGUGAGGGAGGAGCACGGCUUCCGAUCGCACACCUCGCACCAGGGACAGGAGCACAUUUGCAAACGUGGUCAGUUUCCUGAGUGUCUGGUUCGGGAGACGAGCCUCUCAUGAGAAGUCUCAACCACAGAUGACCUCAGAUGCCUUCCGCCCAGGGCAGAAUCAGAUUCCUUCACGCUGCCUGGAACCGCUCUCCACAGCCUUCAGCGGAUGGACCCCUUCGCGGACACACUGCAGCGACUGCGGGAGGCCUUCAGCUCGGGGCGCACGCGGCCGGUCGAGUUCCGGGCCACCCAGUUGAAGGGCCUGGGCCGCUUCCUGCAAGAGAACAAGCAGCUUCUGCAGGAGGCGCUGGCGCAGGACUUGCGCAAGUCGGCCUUUGAGGGGGACAUGUGUGAGAUCCUCCUCUGCCAGAAUGAGGUCGACCUGGCCCUCAAGAACCUGCACACCUGGACGAAGGACAAGCCAGUGGCCAAGAACCUGUUCACUCAGCUGGACUCGGCCUUCAUCCGGAAGGAGCCCUUCGGCCUGGUGCUCAUCAUCGCCCCCUGGAACUACCCUGUGAACCUGACUCUGAUGCCCCUGGUGGGCGCCCUCGCCGCAGGGAACUGCGUGGUGCUGAAGCCCUCGGAGAUCAGCAAGAGCACUGAGAAGGUCCUGGCCGAGGUGCUGCCCCGAUACCUGGACCAGAGCUGCUUUGCCGUGGUGCUGGGUGGCCCCGAGGAGACAGGACAGCUGCUGGAGCACAAGUUUGACUACAUCUUCUUCACAGGGAGCCCUCGAGUUGGCAAGAUUGUCAUGACUGCUGCCGCCAAGCACCUGACGCCCGUCACGCUGGAGCUGGGGGGCAAGAACCCCUGUUACGUGGACGACAACUGUGACCCCCAGACCGUGGCCAACCGCGUGGCCUUGUUCCGCUAUCUCAACACCGGCCAGACCUGCGUGGCCCCCGACUACAUCCUGUGCAGCCCAGAAACACAGGCGCGGCUGCUGCCCGCCCUGCAAAGCGCCAUCACCCGUUUCUAUGGCGACGACCCCCGGGCCUCCCCCGACCUGGGCCGCAUCAUCAACCACAAACAUUUCCAGCGGCUGCAGGGCCUGCUGAGCUGUGGCCGCGUGGCCAUCGGCGGCCAGAGUGACGACAGCGAUCGCUACAUCGCCCCCACGGUGCUGGUGGACGUGCAGGAGACGGAGCCGGUGAUGCAGGAGGAGAUCUUCGGGCCCAUCCUGCCCAUUCUGAACGUGAGGGGCCUGGACGAGGCCAUCGACUUCAUCAACCGGCGGGAGAAGCCCCUGGCGCUGUACGCCUUCUCCAACAACAGCCAGGUAAUAAACCAGAUGCUGGACCGGACCAGCAGCGGUACCUUUGGAGGCAACGAUGGCUUCAUCUACUUAACUUUGCCGUCCCUGCCCCUGGGGGGCGUCGGCAACAGCGGCAUGGGAAGAUAUCAUGGCGAGUUCUCCUUCGAUACCUUCUCCCACCACCGCGCCUGCCUGCUCGCCCACUCAGACCUGGAGAAGCUCAAUGAAAUCCGCUACCCGCCCUAUUCUGGCUGGAACCAGCAGGUGAUCAGCUGGGCCAUGGGCAACCAGAGAUGCAGCAUUCUGUAAGCACCCUGCCCACCUUCAGGGCCCACCCCCUCGGGCCCCCCCACCCUGUCCUGCUGCUGCCCAGAUGCUCAGUUGUCCCUCAAAGGCAGGUGCACAAAGAUCUGGGGCUCUGUCUGAACAGACCCCUGGCCAGGCAGGACCUCUGGACCACUGGUCCAGCCCCUUUCAGGGUCAAAGUCCUCCCUACAGCCUCCUGACAGAUUUUUUGACCCUCUGCUUGAAUACAUCUGGUGUCAAAGGACUCACUCCCAAGGCUGAGCCGCUCUGAUGGUUAGAAAGGACACCCUUGUGUCAGAUCUGUAAUUAAAUUUCCAAAAUACAGA